GAUAAGGAGCAACGUGGCGAUGUUCAUCCUCGGAAGCACCUGCUGCAACCUCGUCAACCUGAGCUUGUGGCCCAUGACCAUUCUUUGGAGGCAGCACGGCCGCUGGCUCCUGGGCUCUCAACUGUGCGAAGUCAUGGUGAGCGCCAAACACAUGACGAGCACUGCCUCCUUCCUCUACGUCUCCUUCAUUACCUUCUCCGUUUACCUGACUAUGGUGUGUGGCCGCAGGCACCUGGUAAACAGCAGGGUCUUCCUCGCUCUGCAGCUUCUCAUCCCUUUCCUUCCUGUGGGGGUGAAGGAGCUGAUCAUGUGGUUCUUGAGCGCCCAUGUAGAUCACCUGGAUCCCGUCAAGCUCAGUUGCUUCUCCUACAUAAACGACAGAGUCAUGAGGGUCCUCCUGCUGGUAAAGACUCUGGUGUUUCUGCCGUUAAGCCUGUAUUUCUACGCUCACAUUCUGCACACCAUCGUCCAGAGCGCGAAGGUGCUGCACAGGAGCCAGAGAGUAAAUGUUCGCCUGGCAAAGGUGUUCAGCCUCAUAUCGGUCAUUACCUUCAUGGCACAUACACCUGGUGCUGUAUUUGCACUGAUGGAGCGCCUCUCUGUGUGUCAGGAGAUGGUCAGAGAUCUGCUGCUGGACCUGCCUGUGCUCUCCAGUCCCGUGAUCCUGCUCUGUAUGAAUAAAGAGCUGAGGAGCCAGUGUCUCAUGCUGCUCCAGCGCAGCACCACCAGCCACUAUGUCAGAAAAAAGUCUCACACCAAGACAGACGAGCAGCACAACAGCCUGACAACUGGAGAAACAGACACACUUCACCUCUGAGUCAUAAUAGUUGUAGCAUCAAAGAUCCACUGCAACGACAUGAGACAUGAACUUGAACUGGGUUAAAAAGCUUUUUCUCUCUUCUUUUUUCUUUUUCUUUCAGUUUGUCGCUGAGGCGGAUAAAUGUUCAAAUAAGAAUGACAAACAAAAACAUACAGCAAAUAAAUACUUCAAAGACGAAGAAAACACGAGGUUUUGUUCUGUGGUGUUAUUUUUUUCAUGGGUGCGUUUGCUCUGGGUUGAAUGUGGGUCAGAUUGUAAAUUAAUCUCCUUCAAAGUCACAGUGAGACAAACAACACAGCCCACAUGUCUGGGAUCAAUAUGUCUUUGUACUGUGAGUUAUGUACUUUGUACUACUGAGUUGUACUGUUUCAUGUGCAGCAGUGCAAUGUUAUCAUUUAGUCAUAAUGUACAUCCACUGGCUUUUUGAAAAAUAUGCUCCUGUUGGACUAGUAGUGAUGCAGUGGCAUCUAGUGGUGAAGGUCUGUACUGCAUUUAUCUCAACACUUACAGCUUUAACCAUCACUGGGUUCAAAUUAUAAAUACUUGAGUCACACGUGCACACAUGUGUUUGAAUA
Messenger RNA from Solea senegalensis (Senegalese sole), 1395 nucleotides. RefSeq lists its product as uncharacterized. NCBI's taxonomy places the organism in Eukaryota, Metazoa, Chordata, Actinopteri, Pleuronectiformes, Soleidae. Gene Ontology annotation, cellular component: membrane. The record is from RefSeq and is a predicted model, not a curated record. Bases 20 to 817 code for a protein of 265 amino acids. The transcript is spliced from 2 exons.